Effrenium voratum is the source of this 1401-nucleotide messenger RNA. The record is from the annotation of a GenBank genome assembly. NCBI's taxonomy places the organism in Eukaryota, Dinophyceae, Suessiales, Symbiodiniaceae.
GCUUGCACUUAGAGCUUCAGCAGGGCUACACAGACUCAGACCUAUUGGCAAGGCCUCACUUCUCUGACCUUUUGCUUGUGCCUUUCCCUUUGCGACCAUUUUGCUGGGCCUUGACUGAAGCCAUGGGUGGUGCACAGUCAGAGGAAGCCCAGGGCUCGCCCGGCGAAGCGCCGGCGGAACUGCCAAGUGGUGCGCCGGCACCGACCUCGCCCGGAGGCGAAGCCAAGGAGGUGAAAGAAGUGAAGGAAGUCAAGGAAGUCAAGGAGGUCAAGGAGGUCAAGGAGGUCAAGGAGGUCAAGGAGAAGGGGAAGGGGAAGGGUGCGGAAGCCAAAGCCAAAGAGGCCAAAGAGGCCAAAGAAGCCAAGCCGAAGCCUCCACCAGGCGCGCAGAUCUGCGUGCGGAACCUCUCCAAGGAUGCCACGGAGGAGCAGCUCCGAAGCCUCUUCGAAGGCAUUGGCAAGAUCACGGACGUCUCCCUGAAGUCACUCAAGAAUGGAAUCUGCAAGGGCUACGGCUUCGUUACUUUUUCAACGAUGGAGGAGGCCAAGAAGGCCAUCGAGGCGAUGCAUGAGAAGCCGCAAGAGGGCGGGAAGCCUUUGCUAGUGACCAUGGCGGACCGACAGCCUGGGGAAAAGGGCAAAGGCCUGGGCAAAGGAAAGGAGAAGGGAGGUGAGAAAGGCGCCAAGGGCAAAGGCAAGUCCAAGGGCAAAGGAAAGGCUCCUGAGCAGGGCAGCUAUCAGUAUCCCUACCACCAGUACCCCUACAGCCCUGAAGCCAUGCAGUCGGCUUGGGCGCUGCAUGCACAGCUCUACCAGCAGGCAGCCCUACAGGCACAGGCCUACUACAGCGGAUAUACUGGACAGGUGAUCCCUAGCCAGGCUGCAAUCUCCGCUGCAUCAACCAAGGGCAAGGACGCACCGAAGCAGGCAGUGGCACCACCACCGCCCCCUGAGGGCAAGGAGUACAUUGGCCAAGUGAAAUCCAUCAGCGCAAAGAACGGCUACGGCUUCAUCACCUGUGCGGAGACCAAGAGCGCCUACGAGCGGGACGUCUUCGUGGACGCAGCGCUGCUGAAGGAUGUCGAGGUGAAAGCCAAGGUGUCCUUUACGGUGGAGCUCAGUGAGAAGGGGCACCCCAGAGCUGCGACAGUGAAGAAGAUCGCGGAUGCUGAAGAUUAGGUCAGCUGGUCGAUGUGGGCGUGCUCUUUGCUGGCAGCGCAACGCCUUUUGACUCGAUCGAUGUCGGGUGCCAUCGGAUGUAUAGUGAAAGUUGCGUGGAUACAGGUCUUGUGCUGUGACAGCGGCUUAUGGGAUUUAGGGGCACAUUUUCAGCCGCGUGGCAAUUGACUACGCGGAGCAUCGCGAGAAAGGAUGGAGUCACUGCCUUGGGUCUGCAGUAGCA